AUGCCUAGAAAGAAAAUCGUUAGAACUCCAGAAGAACAAGAAGCGUUUCUACAAAAUCAGCGACGUCAAAGAGCAGAACGUCAGCGUAUCAGGCGACAACAAAUGCGACAAAAUGUUAAUGACAGCAAUAGACUUAACCAACACUCUGUUGAAAAUAAUAUAAAUACUCAAAGUUCCAUUACUCUAGAUUAUUUAAGUAAAUUAGAUGUUGCUUGUAAACAUUGUCAUGCUUUACAUUUUAAAGAUGAGAUGGUGCAAGAUAAAGGAUUAUCAUUUAAUGAUUGUUGUGGUCAUGGAGCAGUACUUUUAGAUCCUUUAUUACAAUUUCCAAAAGAUCUUGAAACGUUGUUAAAAGGAGAGCACCGCUUAUCUGUUCUUUUUUUCGACCAUAUAAGAGCUUAUAACAAUUCGUUAUCUUUUGCUUCCUUUAAUGCAAAUUUAGUCAAUUUUCAAUCCCGCAGACUAGGUCCAUAUUGCUUCAAAAUUCAAGGCCAAGUUUAUUAUCAAAUAAAUACAUCUCUAUACCCAUGUAACAAUGAAACACCAUCUUAUGGACAAUUAUUCAUCAUUGAUCAAGACGAGGCUGUAAAUUAUAGAAUGAACACUUUUUCGGCUUUAAAUCAGGAUAUUAACUUAAUGUUAGACACUAUAAUACGUGAGAAUAAUAUUUUUGCACAAUCAUAUAACAUGAUGAGACAAGAGAUAGAAAUUCAACAAGCGUUGUUUAACGAGACACAUCAGCCACAACCAGCAUUACAAUUGUUAUUUUCUUUGAAACCUGGUCAAGACGUUCGAAGAUAUAAUAUUCAAAGAGCAAAUGAAGUUGCUGCAAUAUUUUCUACAACAGCGGAUGGCGAAAUUCCAGAAUCAUACGUUUCAAUUAGAAACAAAAAUAUGAAAUCUUUACAGUUCGUUAGUACAAUGGAUCCUAAUGUAGAACCAUGGGUAUAUCCUUUAUUUUAUCCAUAUGGUUCUUCCGGUUGGCAUAGAAAUUUAAUGCGACAAAAUAGUAAUCGACGUGUUACACGUACAGCAUACCACCGAUUUCAUAUGGCAAUAAGGGAAAACGAAUUUAAUCCAUUCAUUUUAGGACGUAGAUUAUUUCAACAAUGGGUUGUAGAUAGUUACGUAAAAAUUGAAAAAGAUCGCAUUCAGUACCACAAAGAUCAUCAAAAAGAAAUACGAGCUGACACAUAUCAAGGUUUAAAGGAUUAUGUUCAAAAAUCUGCAGAUGCUGCGAAUGGUCAAGUAGGUAAAACUGUUAUUCUUCCAUCAACAUUCCUUAGAUCACCACGUUAUAUGCAACAAUGUUAUCAAGAUGCUAUGGCCAUAGUCAAUGAAAAAGGAAAACCUGAUAUUUUUCUUACUACGACAUGUAAUCCAAAUUGGAAAGAAAUAAAAGAAAAUCUUUUACCUGGUCAACAAGCAUGUGACAGACCUGACCUUGUUGCAAGAGUAUUUCAUUUGAAAAAAAAUCGCUUAAUUGAAUUAGUUACAAAAAAAAAAUUAUUUGGUGAAGUUGCAUCCUGGGUUUACGUUGUUGAAUUUCAGAAAAGAGGUUUACCGCAUAUGCAUUUAUUAAUAACAUUAGCAGCAGGACAUAAAUGGUUUACUGCAGAAAUUAUAGACAAGUUUAUAUCAGCUGAAAUUCCAGAUAAGAUAAAAUAUCCACGAUUGCAUGAUAUUGUAAUUAAUCAUAUGAUACAUGGUCCCUGCGGAGAUUGGUGUGUAAAAGAUGGUAAAUGUUCAAAACAUUUUCCAAAACCAUUUCAAAGCGAAACUAAUAUGGAUGAAAAUGGCUUUCCAGACUAUCGAAGACGAAAUGAUGGUAUAACAUAUGAAAAAACAAAUAAUCAUAUUGUUGACAAUAGUUGGGUCGUACCAUACUGUGCAAUAUUAUUAGAAAUGUUUGACUGUCAUAUUAAUGUUGAAGCUGUAUCAAGUAUUUCAGCUGUAAAAUAUUUAUACAAAUAUAUUUACAAAGGCCAUGAUGCAGCAACAGUUAUUAUUCAAGAUUCUCAAAAUGGAAUAGUAAUAGAACAUGAUGAAAUAUGUCAAUGUCUUGAUGCACGCUAUGUCGGUCCAGUUGAAGCUUGCUAUCGUAUAUUAAGUAAACUUUUACAAGAUAAAAGUCAUACAGUUAUUCGAUUACCGGUACAUUUGGCGAAUGAACAAAAUAUUAUAUUCUCGGAAUCAUGCGAUGAAUUAAAUUUAGAAGAUUACGCUAACGUGAGUAGUAUGUUAAUGGAUUACUUCAAAUUAAAUCAAGACAGUGAAAUUGCAAGACAAUAUUAUUAUACUCAAAUCCCGGGUUUUUUCGUUUACGAAAAAAAAAAAGUUAAUGGAAUUUAUGAAUCAAAAUGGAAAACUAGACAAAACCAUUUUAAUACUAUUGGUAGAAUGUUCUCUGUUAGCCCAGCACAACUUGAAUUAUUUCAAUUAAGAUUAUUAUUAUUACAUAUCAAAGGAGCUACGAGUUUUCAAUACUUGAGAACAGUGAACAACAUUAUAUACCCAACAUUCACAGCAGCUUGUUUAGCUUUAGGUCUGAUCGAAAAUGAUAAUGAAUGGGAUAUAGCUUUGAGUGAGGGAGUAAAAUGGAUGAUGCCUCAAAGAUUUCGUUUCUUAUUUGCUCGUAUUUUAAUACACUGCCAGCCAGUUUUACCAGAAAAAUUGUGGGAAACCUAUCAAGAUGCACUAUCAGAAGAUUUUUCUCGAAAUCAUCAGAAAAACAUUGCUCAUCAAAUGGCAUACUCUGAUAUAAAUAGAAUAUUGAAUAAUGAAGGUAAAAGUUUAACUGACUUUCCGUCGAUGCCACCAUUAUUAGUAAAUAAUAUAAAUGAAGAAAUUACAUCAUUGCAGGAAAUGGCAGACAGAGGUCAGGAAAAAUAUAAUAACUUGAAUACUUUACAAAAAAAAAUAGUUGAUUUAGUUAACAAUGCUGUUACGGAUGAAAACUAUAACGGCCCAACUUGUAUUUUUAUGGAAGGACCUGGCGGAUCAGGAAAAACGUACGUUUAUGAAACUAUGUACGAUUUACUUACAUCUAAAAAUGUAGAAGUAUGUACCAUGGCUUUUACUGGUAUAGCUGCUACUUUACUUCCAAAUGGAAAAACAUGUCAUAAAAUAUUUGGUUUACCAGUACCCAUGUUUAAUGAUUCUACUUCGCAUAUCAAAGCGCAAUCUAAAGAGGCUGAAAAAUUUAGAAAAAUAAAAGUAUUUAUCUGGGAUGAAGCUCCAAUGGCUCCUAGAUACGCUUUGGAUAUUGCAAAUAAACUGUUGCAAUAUAUUAUGGGAAAUAAUUUACCAUUUGGAGGCAAAAUAAUGGUUUUAGAUGGAGAUUUUAAACAACUAUUACCUAUCAAAGUAAGAGGGACAAGAAAUGAAACUUUAAACCUAUCAAUAAAAUAUAGUUCAACAUGGCCAUAUUUUAAAAUAUUUAAAUUGACUACUAACAUGAGAGUUUUACCAAAUGAAAUUGAAUUUUCUAAUUUUUUAUUAGAUAUUGGAAAUGGUACAUUGACUGAUAAGGAUGAUUUUAUCGAUGUUCCUCAACAUUGCAUAUUAUCAUCUACAACAAAAAUUACUGAAGGUAUUUUUGGUGAUCUUAUUCGCGACAAAAAAUAUGAUGAAAUGAGUAGUUGUGCAAUAUUAUCGGCUAGAAAUGAAGAUGUUGACAAAAUUAAUAUACAAAUAACCAAUUUAUUAGAUCCAACUAAUGAACGUUUAUACACUGCAAUUGAUAGUGUUGUAAAUAAUAAUAAUGGUGAAAUGGAUGAAAUAAUUAUGCCUGAAUAUCUCAAUUCGCUAAAUCCAUCAUGCUUACCGCCUUACAAAUUAAAUUUAAAAAUAAAUUGUAUUGUAAUGUUAAUUAGAAACAUAAGUAUUAAUGAAGGAUUAUGCAAUGGCACAAGAUUACAAAUCAUAGAUUUAUCAAAUCAUCUAUUGAAAUGCAAAAUUUUAACAGAUUAUAAGAUGCCUGUUAACAGAGAAGGUCGUGUAGUUGAUUAUACGACAAGUGAGGAAAUACAUGAUCUUAUGGAAGGUGGUAAUGACUAUUGUGUGGAGUUUACUGGCUACUUGCUCGAAGUUUUUGGUCGCACCAAAGUAGGAAAGAACGAAGAGUACGACUUAUUCAAGGCUGUCAUUACCAAUGGACAUUUGAGAAUAAUGUUACUCAUUUGGAACACAGGAGUGAUAGACAAGUUGACUCCUGAACUUUUAAAUCAUAGGGUAUCUUAA
Messenger RNA from Phymastichus coffea, 4242 nucleotides. RefSeq lists its product as uncharacterized. Bases 1 to 4242 code for a protein of 1413 amino acids. NCBI's taxonomy places the organism in Eukaryota, Metazoa, Arthropoda, Insecta, Hymenoptera, Eulophidae. The transcript has 3 exons. The record is from RefSeq and is a predicted model, not a curated record. Gene Ontology annotation, biological process: telomere maintenance; DNA repair. Gene Ontology annotation, molecular function: DNA helicase activity.